Prionailurus viverrinus (fishing cat) is the source of this 4045-nucleotide messenger RNA. It is a transcript of the gene FAM107B, whose product is annotated as family with sequence similarity 107 member B. The coding region runs from base 966 to 1361 and encodes 131 amino acids. The transcript has 4 exons. The record is from RefSeq and is a predicted model, not a curated record. Lineage: Eukaryota; Metazoa; Chordata; Mammalia; Carnivora; Felidae.
CCCCGACGGCGGGGGAGACUUCUGAGCCGGAGGCUUACCCAGCCGCGUCUCCUCCUGGAGCUGCCGAGGCGGAGCGCCACAGUGAGAGCCCGGGCCCCCGAUGACGCCACUGAGCGUCGGAGCAGCCCCGAGGCAUCUGACGCCAGGUUCCUGUGUGUGUUACAGAUGAGUGCCCGUGGUUUCAGCUGCUUUUAGUCGGGCGGCGUCCCGUGUGCCCCCGAGCGUCCUCACUGAUGUGCGCGUAGCCCUCAGAGAGAACCUGGAGUCGGAAGGAGGUGGUCUUAGGAAGACCCUGCCUCCGAGACGUGCGUGCGCCCCUCGCCCUCCAGGUGUACGUACCACACUGCCUUUGCGGCGUGUGCCCGUGUCCCCCGCCGGCUGCGAGCUCCAGACGGCGGCGAGCGCGGCCCCGUCCCUCUCCUCGGGGCCUGAGGCGAGGCCCACGCGUAGGAGGGACGACGGGGCGGAAGUACACGGGAGGAAACCCGGCCCCAGCCCUGCUGACAACAGGUGCUUCACUAUUCCCGAAGGUCUUGGUUGUGGUGGCUUCCGUAACAAGACCGGCUGAUGUUCGCGGAAAGCCCAGGAGGUAACCUGAAGAGGAGCAAGUGGGAAAACAGGCUUUAAUUCAAAGUACCCGGGCCACGUGCAUAGCUGCUCUCGGGGGCUUAGUUCGAGCCAGACGAUCCUCUCAAGAACCAGACGGGAGACGUGCCCCAUUUUCCUUGUGGAAGCAGGAAUCGAAUAAAAGUCCACUUACAUUCUUAUAAUUGUGGAACAUUCUAACCGUUCAGAAAAACACGUCAUUGUAACGAUUGUUUUUGGCCCGAAGUUCUCUCUCCCCGCCCCCUUAUUUUUAAAGGUGAAAAAUGAAGUUCUCCAGACAAACUCUGUCAGUGAAAGGGUAAGACGGCCCGUCUGAGGACACUGACCUCAAGGACGCCUAUCUCAUUCCGAGAAACAUCAUGGCUGAGCCAGACUACGUGGAAGAUGACAAUCCGGAGCUAAUUAGGCCUCAGAAACUAGUCAAUCCUGUCAAAACAUCCCGCAACCAUCAGGAUCUUCACAGGGAACUUCUCAUGAAUCAAAAAAGGGGUCUUGCCCCUCAGAAUAAGCCAGAACUGCAAAAGGUGAUGGAAAAGAGAAAACGAGAUCAAGUAAUAAAGCAGAAAGAAGAAGAAGCACAAAAGAAGAAAUCUGACUUGGAAAUAGAACUAUUAAAACGGCAGCAGAAGCUGGAGCAGCACGAACUUGAGAAGCAGAAAUUGCAAGAAGAACAAGAAAACACCCCAGAGUUUGUGAAGGUUAAAGGCAAUCUCAGGAGAACAGGCCAAGAAGUGGCCCAAGCGCAGGAGUCGUAGGCCUGGGCCACAGAGACCGCACGCCCAGCACACCACACGGGGAGGCCGUGUGCAGGUGUCUCCGCAGCACUUAAGCUCAGGGCAGAAGCCCCUGGAGAGAACCCCAGCCAGCAGAGAAUUGUUACUUUAAAAAGGAUUUGGUUUUGGUUUUCCUACAAUCUGGGUGGAUAAAUGACCUGUGACAGUUGAUUUCUAUUCGCCAAAUGAAGGACGUUGACCAGCACUUAAGUUGGGAUAAGUGAACCUGUGUUCAAAGACUUAAAAAAAACAAAAACAAAACCACAACAGCAAAAAAGAAAGAGGACACUGGAAUAAAUUCUUCAGAAUUGCACUACUUGGUUUUUCUUUCAGUCCAGGUUUAGUGGGGCAGAGAGCCUUUCUCCUUCUAAAAUCUAAAACAAAAAAACAAAACGUGUUUUGUUUUUUCCUUUAGGUAUCUGCUAGAUAAUUUAGAUCACAUAGAAAGGCAUUGAUCUGUUACAUCUUAUAUUUGUAAAUUCUCUGUUGAGAAUCCAGAAUUGUCUUGUGUAGUCCUACUGUCACCCGUGUUAGGUUGACACCUGAGAAUGUUGAUGUUAAUGUUGAGCACAGCUGUUACCUUUGUUGGCAUUAAGAUUCAGAAAUAGGGUGAGAAGGUUAAAAAACAUGGAAACAAAAAUACCUAAAAAUACGCAAACAAGUUACAUGUAAAACAUACGGAAACAAAAAACACAUAAAGGUCCGUCUUGAUCUUAUUUUAAUUGCUUUUGGUUCUCUGAUACUAGAAUGCUCCAUAGUGACAGUCCAGUUCAGAGAAGGCACAUUGUAUAAAUCCAAUUCUUGCUUUGAUAACUAUUAGGAUCUUGUUUUGUUUUGUGUUUGAAUUUCUUGCCGAGCCUAGUCCCUUUAUAUGAAACAAUCCUUCCGCUCCUUUGGAGUAUAAAAACUAGUUCCAUAUAACCCAACUUCAGUGUCAAACGUAGAGGGUCCAAAUCUUUGAGAACAGUGUGGGGGAAGCUCCCAUCGGGAGCCAGGCAAGGAGGACUUGUCUGGGUAUUCUAAUGUGAAACAAACGUAGAUCGGUCUCCAGGAGGCCUAGGUGGAAGGUUGAUAGCAUCUGUACAUUUUGGAUAUCAUUAGAAUUCCCAGUUUUGGAAAUUUCGGAUCAAGGAUCACAUACUGCUUUGCCUUGUUUCCCCCCCCUCCCCCCCCCCCCCCCGGUGAAGAAAGACUCUUUCGCUGCUCUGUCAGCGGUGAUGACCACUGUAUGCACCUCAGGAAACGCUGAGGUGAAGGGAGAGGCCGCCCAGCUUCCGCACACCAGCUAGCUUGCUAUCGUAAGUGAGUCCCAGGCGGACAACAGCGAAAUCCUUACGCAAAGUACGUUUUAUUACCGCUGGUACAUUUUACUGGGGGUGGUCUGGAAGAAUUCAUGUGGAUUCAGUAUGUUCUCCAUCCAGGCGAUUCAGCCAGUAAUUUCUACAUUGCAGAGUCCUCUCCUUUAAAGGCUCAUAGAAAACUGGAUCCUGAGCUUUUAAUCCUAAUAAGCAUAGUAGAAAUCAGCUUUCUGUGGGAAUGCUUUAGUUUUCAUAGUUGACAGGCUCAUACUCAGUCCUCAUGUGAACAAGAUGAAGGUAAACACAGAGACAGCACAUACUGCCAGUUAGAGGACAUGUCGACCACACCCUCAGUGGGUGAUUUCUCACCAGUGGGUAUUAUUUGAACGAAACAUGAGAUGCUGAAGAUGAAAUGUUGCUCUGUAAUAGUCUACUUUUGAAGGAUGGAAUGGUAACUUUUUUUUUCCAUCCUCCUCCUUUUUGAGAGAAGAAGGUAUGUCACGUGAUCCUCUUGAAGGUACAUUUCUGAUUGCACGCUGACUGGAGUGCUGUCUUUGUAUAUAUGGACUAAUGAUGAGAUUUGCAGGAUGAAGAUUCAGGACUAGCUCAUAGCCUUUCACCUAACUGGAUGCUGGAUCUUAAGUCCUGCGUCUCUGAAGUAAUUCUGCCACUCGAUAGAAUUCUCAAGGGUCCCUGACAGACUCCUUCAGAAGGACCGAUUCUGUUCCUAGAACUUACCUAGAAUUCGUUCUUCACUGGCAAGAAAAAGGACAAAAGCAUCUCCCUCCCAGUCUCACUCACCAGUCUGCACAGUUACGUGUAGCGAGUAGUACACGGUCUGGCCAGAAGACUUGUAAAUAGCGUGAGGUGAUGUCUUACGACCAAACAGUGGGAUGUACAGGUCGAGAAGCUCCCUGAAGCCGUCAGCUCAGCUCAGCUCACAAGCCCGAGUUUAAAAGGGUGCCAGUCUCCCCUCCACACGUUAAUACUGUGCGGCCCAAACCCCUAGGACUCCUGAACAUCCGGGCAGUUUUGUGCUUUGAGCCACUUUUUGACAGAAAUGGCUCCAUUUUUCCACUCUGUGGUUUUCUUAAAAUAGUUCAGUGUUUUAUAGUCUCCUGGUAGUAAAGGAGUGUUGCUUUCUAAGCUGCAACAGUUGACUUUAUUCUUCUACUCUGAGAAAUCUUGACUUGUUUGAGUGUAUAUAAUAUAUAUAAAGGGAGCCUUAAUGGAUUUGUUUUCAUAAUUUAAUAUUUUUUGUAUUUGCUCUUGUAUAAUUGUUUUUAAUGGAAAGUAUUACAGAACUGAGGGUGGAAUUCUUAGAACCAAAGUUAUUCUUAAUAAAAAUCACCACGCGCUUGGACCACG